Messenger RNA from Asparagus officinalis (garden asparagus), 1321 nucleotides. RefSeq lists its product as uncharacterized. Lineage: Eukaryota; Viridiplantae; Streptophyta; Magnoliopsida; Asparagales; Asparagaceae. The record is from RefSeq and is a predicted model, not a curated record. Gene Ontology annotation, molecular function: zinc ion binding. The transcript has 6 exons. Bases 138 to 1178 code for a protein of 346 amino acids.
GUGGAUUAAGCGAAGGAAUAUUUCUUUAUCCAAUUUUUUAAAUUCCAAUCAAAGUCUUACUCUUGACCUUCCCUCUUUCUUUAAAACCCUACGCAUGUUCUCUAGGGUUUCCUCACUCCAUCGCCAAAUUCUUCUCAAUGAAGGGGAAAACGAAGGAGUACGAUUCGUAUUCGACUUCGUUGCUCAGCGAGGACAGCGAUUCUUGCGACAAUCCUGAGUUCUCGAGUUCGAAAUGUAGUAGAAAUUGGGAUAAAGAUAGGGAUUUUGAGAGGUGCGAUGGGUACAGCUCACCGCCGAAUAUCUCGGCGACAGCGAAUGGGUCGGUUGAGAUCAAGAAUCAAGAGCAGGUGGUGGUGGAUGGAGAGAAGCACGCCGAUUCGGCUGCAAUCUGCAGGAUUUGCUUCGAACACGACGGGGAUCAGUUAAUAGCACCAUGUGCGUGCAAAGGUACCAGCCAGUUUGUUCAUCGUUCAUGCUUAGAUAAUUGGCGUUCUGUCAAGGAAGGAUAUGCUUUUUCCCAUUGCAUGACAUGCAAGGCACAAUACCAUCUUCACAUUAAUUUCUUGGAAGGUUCCUGUUGGCGUACCGCAAAAUUUCGCAUGUUUGUUGCAAGAGAUAUCAUUAUUGUAUUUUUGGCAGUACAAAUGAUCAUCUCCAUGCUUGGCGGUCUCACAUACUUGUGUGACAUGCAUGGGAAGUUAAUAAAGCUUAUUGAUCAUGGUUGGGGUCACCCAGUAUUCUUCUACUACUGCUGUGGAGCAAUUUUAACCCUUGCACUGCUGGGAAUUGUCGGCUUAAUUGCACAAUGCUCACCACGUCGUGAGACCGGUUCUUAUAAUUCAAGUCCUUCCGGUUCAGGAGAGACACCUGUUUACUGCCUCAACGGUCCAAUGUUCGUUGAUUGCUCAAGCUCUGGUUCUGACUCUGAUGGGGACUUUUGUGCUGUGAUGCUCAUUAUUGUUGUCAUUGUCGUCAUCAUUUUUGCAGCCAUUGGAAUCUUCUAUGGUAUCUUCGCGGGAUCCAUUGUUCUCCAAAGGAUUUGGCAGAGGCACUAUCAUAUUCUAACGAAGAAAGCGCUUACAAAGGAAUAUGUGGUAGAGGACCUGCAUGGUAAUUACGCACCCCCGAAGCUUGAUGAAGAACACGCUAAACGUUUGAGAAUGCUCAACCUUUUGUAAAGUUUAUUACAGGAAACGACAGAAAAAAUUAAUUACGGAAUUUUUACAUGUACUAUUUUAGUGCGUCCUUGGUUUGCAGUCACUCAUUAGAAAAGCAAGAACGUGCCUAAUCCAAAGCUGUAAUAUAAAUAUAUGAUGGUAAA